Molecule: messenger RNA, 1353 nt
Organism: Penicillium oxalicum
Lineage: Eukaryota; Fungi; Ascomycota; Eurotiomycetes; Eurotiales; Aspergillaceae
Product: E1 ubiquitin-activating protein AOS1
Exons: 3
Coding region: 1-1353 (450 amino acids)
Biological process (GO): protein sumoylation
Cellular component (GO): SUMO activating enzyme complex; cytoplasm
Molecular function (GO): SUMO activating enzyme activity
Source: RefSeq, a predicted model, not a curated record
AUGGCAGAAGUGGAGAAUGGAAACGCCAUCAGUGCAGGUGAGAGUUUCUCUAUGAGAAUCCAAAGGUCUCUGGUGCAGGGAUCCAGAGACAUGAACGCUUACCCGAUCCUGAUCUUAGAUGAGAUCGCGCUCUAUGACCGGCAGAUCCGACUCUGGGGUGUGCAAGCACAAGAGAAAAUUCGAUCCGCGAAUAUUCUUUUGAUCACCGUCAAGGCGCUUGCCAACGAGGUCGCAAAGAACUUGGUCCUAGCCGGCAUUGGCUCCCUCACGAUUAUCGAUCAUGAGCCCGUUUCCGAGGCCGACUUGGAUGCAUCCUUCUUCCUGGAAGAGGCAUGUAAGAAUGAAGAUGUUAUUAAGCAAGGGAAAAAUCGUGCCGAGGUUGCUGGUCCCCAGAUUCACCGAAUGAACCCUCGAGUCAAGCUUCAUGUCGACACAGCAGACAUUCGCAGCAAACAACCCGAAUUCUUCAGCCAAUUCGACGUCACAAUUGCAACUGAGCUCGAUUUCGCUUCCUACACGACGAUCAACGCCGCUUGUCGCAUCGCUAACCGACCUUUUUACGCAGCCGGUCUGCACGGGUUCUACGGCUAUGUCUUUGCCGACCUGAUCUCGCACGAUUUUGUGAUCGAGCGGGAAAAGUCAAACGCCCCGACACGGCAGCAGGAAACGCUGACAAGAAGUGUGGUCAGCGUGACCGCAAAGACCGAGGGUGAGAAGAGCGAGAAGAGCGGCACCAAGGACAAAGUCAUCGAAUUGGUUACAAAGCGCGAGAUUUACUCUCCCCUUCAGCUUGCCAACACAUCCCCUCUGCCCGAAGAAUACACCAACAACGUGCGACGCCGAAAACAAGUCACCCCGCUCCUCAGCUGUCUCCGCGCAUUGUGGGAAUUUGAAAAGCUCUCAGGCGGCAGACGGCCCAGCUUUGCGCAUCAAGAUCUCGAGCUCUUUACAAGACUGGCUAGGGAAAGCCACCAAGAAUUGAAAUUGGAUCUUGCUACUCUCGACUCUGCCUUCCUGCGCCAAUUCCUUCAAAAUCUGGGCUGCGAGCUCAGUCCCGUCGCAGCAUUCGUCGGUGGUGCACUGGCUCAGGACGUUAUCAACGUUCUCUCUGCCCGCGAGCAUCCGCUUCAGAAUAUGCUGCUUUUCGACGGAGACAAGCUGGCUGGACCCAUCUACCCACUGCAUCCAUUCUUUCCUCCCGAGAUGGACGUUGGCUCGCUCGCUGCAGUACCGCCCGUGGCCAAUCCGAUUAUCAUGACUCCGACGACAGUCACCAAUCUUGCGAGUCAUCCCGCUCCUCAUAACGCACCAGUUAACUCUGCUGUGAAUAUGGGUGUGAAUCCCGGGCUGUGA